Messenger RNA from Pocillopora verrucosa, 4649 nucleotides. Lineage: Eukaryota; Metazoa; Cnidaria; Anthozoa; Scleractinia; Pocilloporidae. The record is from RefSeq and is a predicted model, not a curated record.
AUGGAAAAUGUGACGCAAACAGCCAAUCUUACAAGAAACGGAACCAACCGCACUGACCUCAUUGACUCCAAUACUAAUGUUGUGUCACAACCUGUCAAGUCUUCUGAAGGAAAGUUGCACUUUGGGAUUAUUAAUGAAUCUUGUAUUAUAAACUUAAGACAUACGACGUGCCCUGGGGGUAUUACGAUGUCUUUUUGGCUGAGAUUAUUUAAGACCAGACCAACAGAACCUGUGAAGAUUUUGGGAUUCGGCCAGCCGCAUGAAAAUAAAAAUGGUUUUCUGGUUAUGGAAAGAGAAGAUGACCUUGUCAUUCGAAUGAUCACUUACAAAUACCGUUGCGAAAUAGAACUAGAUGUGGUCGAUGGUGCUUGGACACAUAUAACUUUCUCGUUUCGUAUUCCUCGUCUCCUGAAGGGUUACCGAAAUGGUGAACAAAAUGUAACCAAUAAUGUAUGUGUUGUCGGGCCCAAUGCUAUCGAGUUUGAUCAGCCAUUAACAAGCGGAGCAGCCAAGGCUACUUUUGACGAAGUAAUGAUCUGGUUUCACCAGCUCCAGAGAGAUGAAAUCUUUGGCUUGGUUGAAAACAAUAUAGGAAAGCCAUCUCGGUUUUGGAUAAAUGUGGAAUUCAAGUUUCCAGGCAAGAAUUGGAGCGAGUUCAUUAAGUCAAAGGAUGCAGAGAAUCGAGACAUCGAGGAACAGGUCGGAAAAAUGUUUGAAAAUGAUCCGAAAUACGGCUUUUCCUCCGUUUAUUCCGCAAGGUCCGGAAGUGUCAUUGUAAAUGUCAACAUGUCGUUCUACUCUGUUGGAACUGACAACGUCAUUAACCUUAUUGAAGCCUUAUCUCCAAACUCCUCAUUAUUUCGAGAAGAUUUCGAAGUGACUUCUGUUGAAUCGCUACACAUACCAACUAGGGCUCCCACAAACGUAACUGCUACUUCUUGUGAAUCGGAUUCUCUUUGUCUCCUGGUUUCGUGGACAAGUCUGCCAGAGUCUUAUGUGGACAGUUUGAAUGGAGUUUUCCAGGGAUACGCGAUACUGUAUUGUGAAGAAGGCGAACCAUUUGCUGAACAGUACGUACCGCCUCAGAAUAAAGAAAGAUACGAAGCUGAGAUAAAGAACCUCAAGGGGGUCACUAAAUAUAUUAUUCGAGUAUCGGUGGUUACCUUGUCUUGUGCGGGCCUUCCAAGUUCCCCUAUCACUGCCUUUAGUGGGGAGAGCGCUCCCAGUGCUCCUCCACCCAACCUCAGAGUGACAGACCUAAACUCCACCUGCUGCGAAGUCACAUGGGACCCAAUCCCUUCGGAGCAUAUUAAUGCAGCCACGCUUCUUGGUUAUGAGGUAUUCUGGGAAAAGGGCACUAACUCUACGAUCAAUGUGACCAGGACAGCCCAAACAACAGUUUGGUUGACAGAUUUGGAAGAAGACACCGAGUACAGUGUCACCAUCAGCGCUUUUAAUCGAAUUGGCAGUGGACCAAACAGCUCGUUGUUUACUUUUAGAACAGACAAAGGUCCCAGAGCUCCUAGUGCUCCUCCAACGAACCUCAGAGUCACCAACUUAAGUUCCACUUACUCCGAAGUAACAUGGGACCCAAUCCCUUCGCAGCACAUUAACGCGGCCACACUACUUGGUUAUGAGGUAUUCUGGUUAAAAGUCCUUAACUCUACAGUCAAUGUGACCAGGACAGCACAAACAGCAGUUUGGUUGACAGAUUUGGAAGAAGACACCGAGUACAAUGUCUCCAUCAGUGCUUUUAAUCGAAUUGGCAGUGGACCAAACAGCUCGUUGUUUACUUUCAGAACAGACAAAGGUCCCAGAGCUCCUAGUGCUCCUCCAACGAACCUCAGAGUCACCAUUCUGGGUUCUACUUUCUCUGAAGUCACAUGGGACCCAAUCCCUUCGCAGCACAUUAACGCGGCCACACUUCUCGGUUAUGAGGUAUUCUGGGUAAAAGUCCUUGACUCUACAGUCAAUGUGACCAGGACAGCACUAACAACAGUUUGGUUGACAGAUUUGGAGGAAGAUACCGAGUACAAUGUCACCAUCAGUGCUUUUAAUCAAAUGGGCAGUGGACCAAACAGCUCGUUGUUUACUCUCAGGACAGACAAAGGUCCCAGAGCUCCUAGUGCUCCUCCAACGAACCUCAGAGUCACCAACCUGGGUUCUACUUUCUCUGAAGUCACAUGGGACCCAAUCCCUUCGCAGCACAUUAACGCGGCCACACUUCUUGGUUAUGAGGUAUUCUGGGAAAAAGUCUCUAACCCUACAGUCAAUGUGACUAGGACAGCACAAACAACGGUUUGGUUGACAGAUUUGGAGGAAGAUACCGACUACAAUGUUAUCAUCAAUGCUUUUAAUCAAAUUGGCGGUGGACCAAACAGCUCAUUGUUUACCUUCAGGACAGAAAAAGCUGCAGACAACAGCACGACCUCUCAUGCUGGAAACUCAACCAUCAAUGGUACAUUAAUCAACAGCACCAAUCACAAUAGUCUCAAUAGCUCUCACGUACAAAACCAUAACACAACGAUAAACCAAGCUUCAGUUAACAGCACCAUAGUCUUUAAUAACUCUACAGUAAGUGGAUCGAAUGUAUCGAGUGGUCAAAGUGUGAUAAAUAACGGUGUUGCAAACGCUACGUUGUCAAGUUCGACGACCAGCUCAUCAACAGUAAAACAAGAAGUUCCUAAGGAUACACCUGAGAACGUAAACGCUAAAAAUUACACAAGUAUUAACUCACUUUUGGUCACGUGGGAUUCAAUACCCUCAGCUUCACGCAACGGAGUUAUCCUUGGUUAUAAAGUUUUCUACAGACCCGUGCUCGUGUCACGUGAGCAACCAACUGUCACCAGCUCAUUCAUGGUGAUAGUCGGUGCAUCAGACCAACAGGCCUUACUGACCAGAUUAGACAGCUUCACUGUAUACGAGAUUGAGGUGCUGGGGUUCAAUGUGGUUGGAGACGGGCCUAGAAGCACUCCCAUAAAUGCAGAAACAUGCAGAUGCCCCAGCUCGUUCAGCACAAACUGGUGGCACAAUCCUCCUUAUAUGAUUCGCGAUUCCCAAUCAGAAGCCAUAUUUCCAUUCAUAAUAAAAAACAUGGUGUCGACCUGCUGUCAGCCGUGUCAAACCCACGCUUCCACCAUUGUAUACUUCGUGGGAAACAACACGAAUCAUCGCAGCGAAAAAAGAGGGCAUGAUCAAGUCAGAGCAUCUGUAGAAGAAAGCGACUUGAGCUUUCCUUUGUAUGGAUACAAAGGACAGGAUCAUUUCAUGGGACAGUUUGGCUUUAUGGCGGUAGUGGAGUCUCCUUCAGUGGUUCUUAUUGUACCUAAGGAGGAUUCCAAUUCUUCGUCUAUGCGAUUAUUAUCGUCCUUGUUUCAAUGUUGGCCGGUCAUGCUCAUCAACCUGUGCAUUGUUUUUCUUAGCGGGAUCGUCAUAUGGUUUUUGGACUCUUCGAAAAAUCCCGAGGAAUUUCCAAAAUCCUUUUUACAAGGAACUCCUGAAGGAAUUUGGUGGACGUUUAUUACUAUGACAACCGUUGGUUACGGUGACAAGACUCCCAAGUCACCACUUGGUCGUAUCUUUGCUGUGGCUUCAACUCUGAUUGGCCUGGUUACUACUGCUGUGCUGAUAGGCUGUCUGACGUCUUCCCUGACAACAGACAUUGUUUUCACAGAUGUAAGACUGUUUGGGGCGAAGAUCGCAGCUGUACAUAACUCAUCUGAAUUCCGUCUUGGGUUAAAGAAAAAUGCAAAGAUGAACCCAGAUAGAGAAUACAAAAAUCUAGAUGAUCUGCACGAGGCUCUUCGAUCUCGUGAAGUCGAGGGGGCCUUGGUCGAUGCUUUAGUGGCUGGGAGCCGAGGCGAUUUGUUCAAUUCAAGUGAAUUACGUAUCUAUAAAACUCUGCAUCAUUCAUCAGUUUACGGAGUGGUUUUAGCUGGGCAUGCCAAAAAGCUUCAAAAAUGCUUCUCUAAUUUUUUGAAGGAGAACUCUGCAGAAGUUUCUGCACAUGUUGCCUCAAAGACAAAGGUCAUUAAGAUUUCAGCAGAAAGUGCGGCUGUGGAACAAGCAAUGAAUUUGUUUCAUCCUAAAAACGUUUUAUUCCAAGACUCUCUCUGGUGGAGUCUGAAAGUGUUAGCCUUCCUGACAGUAUGCGGUCUGACCUGGGAGAUAACAAGAGCUAUGCGCAUUUCACGACAACGUCGUGUCCAUCAUCAAAACGAUGAGAUGAUUGGCUCACGCAAGAAACAGCGAUUAGAAUUAGAAACUACAGUAACUGAAUUCUACAACAAUGCAAGGGAAAUUUUCAGACGAUUUUCGAUCAAACACAGAGAGGAAAGAAGGCAGUUAGUGAAACAAACCAAGCAAAUGGCGAGGAGGUACGAUGGAAAGUACGCUUGGAUUAAACCGUGACUGGUGCAUCGGAAGUGACGCAGGAGUCCAACGGGUGCGAUACCAUUGUGGGCUACGUAUGCGCGUUGCCUGGUGACAAUCUCCGCAGGUCACAUUUAUGAUUGUUCCCGUUUGAAAAUACUUCGAUUAAGAGGCUAACGAAUUUAAUCAAACGCAGGAGGGAGAGUAUCGCAACUCGAAUACAACACAUUUUCUGUAUUUCUUUGUAAUCAAUAAAAAUAUGGAUUUGUGUGGCUCAA